AAAAUGCAUGUUUGAAAGCUACUCUGAAGAUAUGAAGUAUGCUUCUUGGUAUUUUCUUUACAUACCAAGUAUGGAUCUUCAUCUGCAAUUUCAAAGCUUCAGCUGAUUGGGAAUUGUCAUGUUAUAACGAGUCCCUGCAGAUACAUUGUGAUCCUGAAAAAACAAUAAUUAUUCACGAAGCUCACUUCGGUUAUUUUCGUGAAGUUCUACUUAUUUCAAACUCAACCAAUCGGUGUCGUGCACACAAUUCUCGAGAUUGUUGGGUCGAUGUGACUGCCAAUAUAUCUAGAAGAUGUUCCGGUCAUUCUGUUUGUAAAAAUACAGUGCACUAUUCAUCCGACUUGUCUGCUGAUUUGUUGGCGAGAGAAUGUCCUUUCAUAAUUGACGAUGCGGCUGAGCCAACGUUGUUCGUAGAAUAUGACUGCAUUCCAACAACUCUUGUAACACGAAUAUCUAAUGAAAAUCAUGUGGAUCCUGAACAGAUUGGCGGUUAUUUAAUCAGCUUAGAUUAUAAUGAAAUAGUAAAAAGUGGUUCGGAAUGGAGAAGUCACUUAGCUGAGGCGAUGUGUAAUCCCGAAUCAAAUCAUUUACCACAUCAGUUCUAUUUACCGGCGCCCAAAAUUGCAGCAACCAAAUAUUCAGUUAAUGAUGAUGAUGCUUUUAACAGCUACGGUGAAAGUGGUCAUCGUGAAAAUAAUCAUGAUCGUCUGGUGAACAAAGGCAGUUUGGCCACAUUUAUAUUACGGAUUAAAGAUAUAGGUCUGACCAAAUCAACCACGAAUACUAAUGGAAUUUCAUCGGCUUUCGCUUCAUCAUCAUCCUCAUCUACUUCAUCAUUGUCAUCGUUCGGAUCUGUAUUAUCAAACAAUAAUAAUAAUAUUAAUAUUAAUAAUAACAAUUUAAUAUUAGCUACUGGAUCGGCAUGUCCAUCAAAUCCUGGAAUUGCAUGUAGUCAUGAUUAUUUAUCCGUUGAUGCUCGUAUAUCUAAUGUUUAUGAUGGUACAAUUAGUAAUAUACCAAUAAUUCGUUUUUGUUCAAUCAAUAAUUUCACACUGAAAACAACUACUACAAAGAGAGAAACUGAACUGACCAAUUCAUCAUUUGCUUCUGGAUCAUUUUCAUUGAAUUCAAUAGAUUCUAAUAAAUUAUAUCCAUUAGAUGAAUCCUAUUUAGUUGGACAAAUUUAUGGUCCAAUUAGUAAUGUAUAUGGUUUACAGUUUACAUCAAAUUUAAAUUUAUUAGAUCCAUAUAUUAUUCAUGGAAAAGGCAUAGUGUUAGAAUAUAUUGCUCUUUUAUGUGUUCCCAUCAAUCCACCAAGUGGUAAUGGAGUGGUUGACUAUCGGUUCCGUGUAAAUCAGCAAACAUCUCAUACCUUCGCUUAUGCUGAAGUAUUCUGUCCAUCUGAUCGUUGGUUAGAGCCAAUGGAUCCAGACUUAGAUGAAAUCAAUCCAUCACAAUCAUCCUCAUCAUUUUCGUCAACAGGUAAUAGAUCAUCACUUAAUAAUGACAGUAUUCCUAAUCCAUGGUGGUUACAGCGUCGAAGACAUAUAACACUGAUUUGUGAUCAUCAUGAACGUAAAUGGAUACCAAAUCGAUUACCAGAAGCUUGUUUAACAUCCGAUGAACUUGCUACAUUUGUUGCACAAAUCACUAAAAAUUUACAAAAAAUGGAAAACAAAAAUACAAAAUUAUCCUUAAAUAGUAAUCAGUUGGAUAUGAACAGUAGUGAUGAGAUGAUGUUGAAGAUUUUGACAAAUGUUGAUCAAUCAGAAUUCAAUACUACUCAUACAUCAUUGUAUUUGAAAGCUGCCAAUGAUAAUGAUCAAGUAACACAUCUUUCAUCAGUUGCCUUAGGUUCUAUACUUGGAAUAUUAAUAUUUCUUUUGGCUACUUUUCUUGUUGUCUGUAGUCUGAGGCAUAAAUUAUUUGAACAUUAUCAUAAAACUAUUGACCUGGCUGCAAUUUCAUCGUCGAAUCGUCUUGGUUCCUGUUCAUUGGGAACAUUUAGUAGAUCUAAGGAUACUUUGUUAUUUCCAACAUGCAAAAGGUCUCUCAUGUCAUUUCAUAAUAAUAAUAACAGCAACAACAACCAUGAUCACAUAGUUUCCACCAAUGGAAAUCUCUUCAAAUCUUAUCCUUAUUUAUUGAGUCAUAAUACGAUCAAUGGAAGUUUCCCAGAUUUUUCGAACACAGCACAACAACAACAACCAACAUUUUUACUUCAUUCAUCAACUGUUUCAGGUGUGAAUAAAAAACCAUCAAAUAUUGACUUUAUUACAGAUGGUCAUUUACCACCAUGGCGUAACUCUUCUAUGAAAAGAAAUCAAAAACCUCCUACUGCUAUUUCAGCAUUAACAUUGGUACCGAACACACCGAGUUCAGAUCGUAGACAGAUUAUGAAUUCAUUACCAUGGCUACGGACGAAUUCCACAUCUCAUAUUAGCAGUACUAAUGGUGCUCCUCCUGCCUUUAAUCACAAUACUAAUCAUACUAAUAGUACGACUACUAAUAAUAAUAACCAUUCAAGGUUUGGAGCAUCUAGUGAAACAAUUCUUUUUCCAUCAUUGAAUCCACCAAACGGUAUACCACGUUCAUGGUGGUUACCAUGGCGUAGAAGUAUGCGAAAAAAGCGUCGAUUAUAUACACAAUUGCAAAGACGUCAAGAAAUUCAAUCAUUAUCUCAACGUGGUCUUUUGGAAUCAUCUGGUAGUUUUUUAGGGAAAUCAACUCCACAAUUACCAAAUAAUCGUCAUUUAAUGACAUCAUCAAAUAAUAGUGGAUUAUUGACCAAUGAUAAUGUGUCAAGAUUUGGAACAACAGCUGAACCAUCAUUACCUAUGAUACCUAUAUCAUCAUCACCAUCAUCAACAUCAUCGUUAUCAAACAAGGAAGAAUUAAAUCAUCAACAUCCAUACUCAAAUCACGUAUUUCUAAGAUCAGAAAGAUCUGGGAGUGAGAGAACACAACAAAGUACAAGGACAUUGAUUACAGCAACGAAUAAUAGUAGUAAUUCCGGGAUAGUUAGCGCUUUAUACGCAAAUGAUGAUCAAGCAAAUUCACCAAUUUAUACAAAAUAUCCUAUGAAUUUACCAAGUAAUAAUAAUAGUAAUAGGGACAAUAUAUCGUCGGCUAUCUAUCCUAAGACUAAUUCAAAUAUACAAUCUAUUUCAUGGAUCAAUGUGAAUGAUAAUGACUUACCGUGGAAGUUCACACCACCAAGUCGAAAUAGUUUUAGUAAUGGCAUCCGACGAUUAUCAUCGUUUUUUCGUAGUUUUAAUCAAAGCAACGGUUCAUUCACACCACCAAGAUAUCAAAGUAACAAUCAUAAUAAUAAUAGUUAUGGAUUAUCUUAUAAAAAAUCAUCAUUGAGGUCUUCAUCAUUCAACACAUCACGUACAGAAAUAAUGCCAUCAAUGCCAGUAUUACCUACAUUUAAUUACUUAGCUACAUCAAAUAAUAACAAUAAUAAUAGUAGCAAUAUUGUACCGUUGACCAGUCAUUAUCCAGUCGAUAAACAACAUUUUGAUUCAUUUCGAUUAAGUGGACGUCAUGUUACUCAUCCAUUGAUACAACCAUCUUUGCAAUCAGUGUCAGAAUCGAAUGAUUUACAUAGAAAACACCAUUAUAUCGAGAAUAUGUGGAGUACUCAAACAGUAAAACCAUCAUUAUUUCAUCAAGAUGCUUAUCAACAUCAUCAAAAUCAUCAUACUAUGUAUAGCAGUGGAGAUGAACACACUACCAUUAAUGAUAUGUUAUCACGUAAUACAACAAAAACCAGUUUACAAGGUAGUAGUCGAAUAGAUUCAUUACUAUCAACUGAAUUCAUCGAUUUAUGCAACAAUAACAAUGGAGGCAGUAGUACUAUUAAUCAUAUUGUCAAAAAUGAUCCAUUGGUUAAAUUAAAUUCUACUACAGUUACUUCAGUAAAACAAACAAUACCGAAUUCAAUGUACAAUAGUUUCUUGAAUUAUAAUAAAUUGGAUUAUAUUGAAAAAGAUGAAUUAAAUCAUUUACCAUAUCUAACAACUGAUCCAUAUUUGGAACCUGUUUCAUUGAAAAGAAAACAACAACAAGAAAAACGACUGGAUCAUUUGAUAACUGCAAAGAAAAUCCAUCAUAUUGAUCAUGAUCAUGAUAUGGAAUGUGAUACAGUAGAGAACAAAAAUGAUGAUUUAAUCAAAUUAAAUAAUGACAUUGUUCCUCUACCUCGAGUGAAACAUCCAACAACUAUCGAUUAUGUAACUUAUGAUGAAAUACGUUCAUAUGAUAAGAAAAAUAAUCGAUUUUCAUCGAAUACAACCACUGGACAACGACCAUAUUCAAUUGAUUCUAACUGUAUUCCGUUGAAUUCAAAUAACAAACUUGUAGCUGGAACAUCAACAGUUGUAUCAUCAAUGUUAUCAUCAGAUCAUGAAGUACAACGUAGAAUUAAUGCGAUGAAAGGUGAUUCUGAUUCACGUCCAUUAUCUGAUGCAAUGAUCAGCAAUCAUUAUUAUGAUUUAAAUCGUAAUAUAAAUUAUCAAGAAAUAUCAAUGGAAUCAUCAUUACAAGAAGAGGAAAAAAGAAAUCCUAACCAUCAAAUAUUAUGCAAAUCACAUCCACCAUUGCCACCUUUAUGGUCUAAUAAUAAUAAUAUUAAUACUAUGGAACAUUUUAAUAAAAACCAUGCAAUUAAUACUACUGAUAGUAAUAAUAAUAGUAACAGAAAUUUCGGUUCAAUGGAUUCGUUAUAUGAAACGGUAGAUUUGCCUAGAACUAAUUUGCCAACACCAAUGAUAACACCGACAACAAUGAUUCAACAACAACAACACCUCAUGGAUUUCAGAAACACUGUCAAUAAUGAACAUAUACCUCGACGCAGUAGUAUGGCAUUACCGCCAACACCAUCAUCUAUAUUAAAUUUGAAAGCACCGAUACGUUCAAUCGGUGAAAUGGAUGAUUGGAAUUUGCCUAGUUGUUCUGAUGAUUCUGAAUAACUAUUUUAGGAUUCAGAAAAAAGGAAGACAAUGAAGAUUCUUGUAUAGAACAAAGACUUUCAAUGGAAAUGUUCAAUAUGUAAAUAAUUGACAACGACAAUAACUCCUUCAUUUAUUCAUUCACAGAUUCAUUGUGAUACUUUUGUAUCACAGUUUUCUUUAAAGGAACUUUCAUUUGAUGGAAGCAUUUUCUGAGUUUCUACUGUAAAUAUUCAAUGAAUGAGUUUUGGAUGACAUUGAUCAAUAUGGGUACUUUUCUUUACUCUACGAAUGACUUCUACAAUUUAUCAAUGUUAUAUGCUUGUAAAACCCAACUCUGUUUAGCUGAGGAUAUUCAGUGAUUAAUUUAUGUUCCAUUGAAGUUAUCUUGGAAGGAAUGUUAACAUUCAAUAGCAAAAUCUCGUGAAUAGUUUUCUUUCAGCAAUGCACAUUCGGAUAUAAUGGUGAUAAUUCAAUAUGUAGUGGUUAAUUCUUCCAAACGACGAAUUCUGUAGCUUACAUUAUCAUUUCAGAAUGCUAUUCUGGAGACUUUCACGCUAUAUAAUACUUGAAAACGCUUGAAAUAAUUCGAGAGAAAUCUAAAACUUCACAGCAAAACCUGAAAUCCCUGCAUUCAAUCUGUGGUAGUGUAUCUCGAAGGUAUCGUUCACUACGACGAAAAAAAUUGUCUAUUCAAUGUUUUCUGGUCGUCAAUGAUUAAUGAUUGGUAUAAACUGAAGUGAUUCAUUCGAAAACUAUUCAGUUAACUCCACAAAAUAUUGUUGAUAAAAGUUACAAAAGAGAUGAUAUCCCACUGCUUUUUUCCCUAUAUCCCCUUAGAAUUAUUCAUCUACAUCUUGUUUGAAUGCAUCGAUCAUCAAGAUUACUCCUUUCUUUGUCCAACAUUUUCCUUUUUCAUCAAAAAUCUAAACUUCAUUCUUAAAAGUAACCCAGAAAAUGGUACUAUUCAAAUAUAGAUGAAUUCCAUUUAUCUGUUCACAAAUGAAACUAUGUCAUCUAUUGACAAUAAUAAUUUUUUUAAAAACCUAUCCACAUAUGUCUCUUUCGAUGAUACACACCCUAUAUACAUAUUACUUAUUUCGUUAUAUUGUUAAACAGAUUGAAAAAUCUUUGAUUGAACUAUAGGUGUCUUCCAAAAAUACAAUCACUCACUCUCUCUUUCCUUCCCUGCAAAUAAAUUCCCAGUAUGUACUUGACUUGAUAAUUUGACUUUUCUAACAGUAACAGAGUAUUUCUAUUCGUCUUCUCUUUUCUUCAAAUUCACAUCAUUUCCAUCCAUUCCUAUGUAUAGGUAUGUGUAUUCAUGUAUUCCUCUUCAAUGAUGUCCUCUUCUCUAAACUGGUUAUGUUAAUUGUGAAGCUUUGAAUAUUCUUUACAACCGAACCAUCCAUUGUAUGGAAUAUGACAACUGAAUGGAUUCAACUCAGCUAUAAAUCUUUAGCGUUGUAUAUCCCCUUCAUUGCUUCUUCAUACUUCCGUUCAAUUGAUUCGUAUUAUUACAUGCACACACACACAUGACGUACUCAAUUCACACUUGUCGUUUAUUCCAAUUUCUCAUCGUCACAUCUUGUAUAUUUCUUAGUGCAUAGAAUCUAUAAACUGGAUAUCAUAUAUAGGUUAUCUCCAGCAAACUGCAUUCUAUAGUUUGUUUAUAAGCAUUACCAAAGUGACAUUUUAUGUCUCUGAUUUUCUCAUAUAUAACUCCUUCUUUGUUUUAUAUACGUUACAUACGUACACAGAUAAUAAGCAUGAUAUUAUUGUAAUUUUCUCUUUCAUAACAUUGAGUUAAUUCCUUGUCUUUUUGUACGAUAAUAUCAAGUUAUGCUUGCCUAUUAUUUACGUUUAUAUAAACAGAAUACUAUAACCAGUUUCUCAAUGUAUUAUGGAUUCUAUUGUUCAAGGUUUGUUGGAUUGUCUGCAGAGAACUAUGGACCUAGGUAACUUGCCGACUGGCACUUCUUAGUAAAGUGUACUUGUAAAUUCGAAAGAGUGUUGCAUGUAAGAUUUGAGUGUGCAUUACUCAGAUUUACAGUCAAAAUUGUUACCACUGACUACCGGGUAGAACUUGAAGAUAAUCGAUUACAUGUUUAUCUAAACACUUCGUGCCGACUGAACCUUAUAACUUAAGUUGAAAUAUGGUCAAUAGUUUAGAUACCUCGACGCCAUUUGUAAGAUGUUGAGAUAAUAGGAGAUUAACGGUACUUGAUAGAUUAUUCGACUUUACGUAAACGAUGUUUCAAAGACAAUUAUAAUCAAAAACUUUCAGUCUACAUAAGUCUUGCACUUCAUGACGUCAUUUUUCAUAAUCAUAUAUUAGUACAAAGUAGGUUGGUGAGCAGCAUUCUUGAUCAUUGAAAGGUAGACGGACCCAUUUUCUACAUCAUGGUUGACGCAAAUUAGCAAAAAACAAGUGAUUUCUUCAAACCCACCGACAUAUCCCUUCAAAUAUUCAUGCAACGUAUAGUAAAGUUGCAUAAACUGAUUUUCCACUAAAAUUGAAACUAAGUCUUUCGACAAUAAAUAUGAUUUCGGCCUUUUUCACCGGCUUUAAACAAUCUACACGACUGAACAACGAUGAAUAAACAACUUGUUAAAAGGAAGUCAACUACUGGAAAUAUCUAAUAUCGUAACAAGCUUUCAGCUAAUUUACUUGACAAAAAAAUACAAUGAGCAAAUACUUACUUACUUACGCCUGUUACUCCCAAUGGAGCAUAGGCCGCCGACCAGCUUUCUCCAACCCACUCUGUCCUGGGCUUCCUUUUCUAGUUUUACCCAGUUCUUGUUCGUUAUUCUCAUGUCUGUCUCAAUUUCUUGGCGUAGUGUGUUCUUUGGUCUUCCUCUUCUCCUUUGACCUUCAGGAUUCCACGUGAAGGCUUGUCUUGUGACACAAUUAAGUGAUUUUCUCAAAGCGUGCCCAAUCCACUUCCAGCGCUUCUUCCUGAUUUCUUCCUCAACUGGAAUCUGGUUUGUUGUAUCCCACAGUAACUUGUUGCUGAUAGUGUCUGGCCAUCGGCUCCGAAGUAUCUUGCGUAGACAGCUGUUAAUAAACAAUUGUAUCUUCUGGAUAAUGGCUUUCGUAGUUCUACACGUCUCCGCCCCAUACAGAAGAACUGUCUUGACAUUUGUAUUAAAAAUUCUAACUUUGGUGUUGGUUGACAAUUGUUUUUAGUUCCAGAUAUUCUUCAGUUGUAAAUAUGCUGCUGUUGCUUUGCCGAUCCGCGCCCUCACAUCUGCAUCUGAUCCACCGUGUUCAUCAAUGAUGCUGCCCAGAUACGUAAAGGUUUCCACAUUCUCCAGAGCUUCUCCGUCAAGUGUAAUUUGAUUGGUGCAUAUUGUAUCGGAGAGUCUUGCUUUUCUCUUUGUUUAUAUUGAGACCUACUGCUGCCGAGGCUGCUGCUACACUGGUCGUUUUCUCCUGCAUUUGUUGUUGCGUUUGUGAUAUAAGAGCCAGAUCAUCCGCGAAGUCUAAAUCAUCAAGCUGCAUCCUGCCUGUCCACUGUAUCCCGUGCAUUCCUCCAGUCGUUGGCGUCUUCAUGAUCCAGUCGAUGACCAAGAAAAAGAGAAAGGGUGAGAGUAAGCAACCUUGCCUAACACCAGUCUUUACUUUAAACGACUCGGUGAGUUGUCCUCCGUGGACGAUUUGGCAGUUUAGUCCAUCAUAGGAGUUCCGCAUGAUAUUGAAUAUCUUCUCAGGCACGCCGUAGUGUCAAAGAAGCUUCCAUAGUGUCGUCCUGUCCACGCUAUCAAAUGCCUUCUCGUAGUCGAUGAAGUUGAUGUACAGUGAUGAAUGAGCAAAUAGUCAGUCAUAAUCAACGUUGGAGCAGUCAAGAAACGUAUGCGUCGGCCCACAUUGCCAUACCACAACAUCGACCCAGGAAAUUAAGAGUAACUAAAUGUUGUAAAAUUUAUGAAGAUCUUUAUUUACGACAGUGCACUAAAUGCAUUAUAAUCAUGUACUGUGUUCUCUGAGCUUCAUCUUUCAACUAUAGAGCUUUCAUCUAUUUUUGUUCUGGACAACAUCUUUAGAGACUACGUCGUCUUAAGAAUUACACUAAAUAGUUUAGAGAACACAUCAUCAUUUCAGAUAACAAUGUAUAAACGAGCUUCUUUGUAAUAUUACAUUAACGAAGAGAAUAGCCAUGAUGACAUGGGAACAAAGAGGCUGCAAAUAGUAAUCUAUACAUAGGUAAUCGGAAAAGUGCGAACUUAUCAAUCCGUCACAUUUACUGUGUUGAGUUCUUAAACAUGGUAAAACAUUAUUAGAUAUCUAUAAUAAUUGAAUGCAGUGACUAUUUUGUUACGGUUUGGCUUUGCAAACAUGGGAGAUUUCUUCUUAAUUGAAUGUUUUUCAUUAUGACAUUCUUACUUAAACUGUAUCUCUUGCUGUUAAACUAUACUUGUUCAACCAUAUGUUUUAUUGAUAAAAGUACCUCAGAAUAUCUAAAUUUCAUUAUUGGAUGAUAAUUUAAGGGAUACUCGAGAUAAGAGUUUCCUUAUGCAUACUUUUCCAAUGUCCCAUGCUGUUAAUUAGUUUGUUGUUUUCACCCUUAGUUCGCUAAUUUGGUUGUGUUCCGAAUUCACUGCAUGAUACUAUGUAUAUAGAGAAUCCUUUCAAUUCGACUACAACUUCUCUUCGUAUGAAGAAGAUUUUCUGAUAUCUUAUCAACAUUAGUGAAUAUUACAAAUCAGUAACUUACGAGAUGAAUCCCACAAUCAAAGGUAUUGACCAAAUAUCACCAGAAAGCAUUGACGAAACUCAUUAAAGACGAAACAACAUCACUACUUCGUUGUGACAAGGGUUCUGUUGUAGUCAUUCUCAACAGAGGUGAAUACAUCAGUAAAGAUAUGUCCAUUUUGAAUGAUCCCACAGGAUUUAUCAUCGAUCAUACCCAGAAAGACUUAACAGAUGCUACUGAGAAGCGUCUUCUUAAAAGUUGAGAAGACUGAUGAAGAAAAAUCUAAUAGAUACAACGAACUCAAACCAUACGGAUCACAAUUGCCAUACUUAUGCGGUCUGUCCAAAAUGCACAAAACCGACAUUCUGAACUUCUGCCUUCACCAAUCCAUGAAUUUAAACAGCUACUGCUAUUGUGUUCAAAAACAUACAAUUUAAAUUCAACAACCUAUUGUACCGUAAAAUUGAUGGAGUAGCCAUUUGUAGCGCUUUGGGCUGAAUACUAACCGUCAUACUUAUGGGAACCCUGGAACAGAAGAAGCAUAGGCACGCAAUCGACGGUACCACACUCUAUUGCAGACAUACUGAUGACACAUUUCUUGCUUGCAACAAACACAAACACUCCAUGAACCUACUCAGUCUCUUUAAUAAAGCACACAGGGAUAUAGAAUUUACUGUGGAACAUGAAAUUGAAGGUUAAUUCCACUUCCCAGAUAUCGGAAUCAGACGAAUAUUAGUUGGUACAUUACAAAGACACAUUCAUCGCAUUCAUUCAUUGCAUUAUAUCUCAAUUACUCCAAUGAGUUACAAAAAGUGAGCACUUCUACUCAAAGGAAUGCCUGGAGCAAGAAACUGCUCUCAUCUCUAGGUGCCUACGUGAAAAAGCAUAUCCGGCGAAAUUCAUUCAUAAAUAUGCAAAGAUCAACCCUCAGGUAAAGUGCGAUAGAAUGGAGAAGAAAACUUGCUUCUUAUACUUACGCUUCAAAGAAGAUGAAAUUACUGGAAUUAUUAAUCACAAAAUUAAUUCCGCUUUGAAUGUGAUCUAUACAUCAGCUAAACUGACGACGGUGUGGGAAACUAACUGAAAUCGACAAGUCCUCUUUUCUCAGUAGCUCCAACUGUAUUUACCAAUUUACAUGUACGUGAAAAAGCACAUACAUUGCAAGAACUGAGGUAAUAGUAAAUUUUCGCAUUCGUGAGCAUGUUCCAAAUAAAUUGAGGUUGCGAGCGACCAGGUCACUCAACAGUGCAAUAGAUCGGCAUUUACUUGACACCGAGCAUGCCAUUGAAAUCUCUCUCAUGCUUUCAAAAUUAUUAGCAGACAAAGACGGUAAUGAACUUAUUACUACCCUGGUAAUCAAAUUUUUUUGAGUUUUUUUGGAUUAUUAGUUUCAUUUCGGUUAUUAUUUAUUUUGUGCUAUGGUCCUCUGCUAUUACCAAAUUCACUCACACAUUUCCGCUAACUUGACUCUCUUAAAUUAUGUGAAAUAUCAAAUUAUAUUCAAUUAUUGCGUAGCCCAUCCUAUUUGUUUUUAAUUCCAUGACUCCUUCAUUAAUAUAAAAUUAUAACACAAUCUAUCUUAUAUGCCUCCGAACUCCACUCAACUAUCACACCACCCAUCCUUUAUGCUUCCAUGAUUCUAACACCAAAUAACCUCUUGCUUUUUCUUCCACAUAUAUGUAUAUAGUUAUGAUUGAUAACGUUUUGUCAUUCCGAUCCCUUGCAUUCACUUAGGUCAAUUGUAAUACAUAUUUGGUUGUAAGUAGCUGAUGAGAAACCACGAAAUAUAAUGAAUUCAUAUUAUUCUGCAUC
This is a messenger RNA of Schistosoma rodhaini, 11464 nucleotides long. Lineage: Eukaryota; Metazoa; Platyhelminthes; Trematoda; Strigeidida; Schistosomatidae. The record is from the annotation of a GenBank genome assembly.